This is a messenger RNA of Arabis nemorensis, 555 nucleotides long. NCBI's taxonomy places the organism in Eukaryota, Viridiplantae, Streptophyta, Magnoliopsida, Brassicales, Brassicaceae. The record is from the annotation of a GenBank genome assembly.
AUGAGUGCGACUUUCGUAUCGUACAUAUCAUUCAGUGACCACGUGAAAUCUGAGUUCAACGUCGGUGCUUCUAUGACCCCAACGUUUACGUACUGGGUGCGAUGUACGAUGCCCCUCAUAGAUACGGUGAAGAAUCCACCAGUGGCUUUUACGACGUAUGAGGGAUUUUCAAACUACAAGGUGAUGAGAGCUGUGGAUAAAGGGGUAACCCUAUUUGUUGAGUUUGAAGACGUCCAGAAUCGUGAGCAAGAGUACAGUGUAAAUAUUGGGUGUCAGAAGGAGCUCGUGUACAGUCUGGAUGAUGUGUUCCCUGCCAAUUGUACACCGGCUAGAGGAGACAGAGAGGAAGAAGAAGUUUCGGAUGACGACCCAGUUUUGGAUGAAGAAUUCGAGGACUUUGAAGAGAGUAUACGACAUGAAUCAGGAGGCGAGGAAGAUGAAGAGUACGAUAUGGAUCAUUGGACUGAAUUAAUUAAUCGUGAGUAUGAAGCAGGGGAGCCCGAGGAUGAGGAAGAUGGAAGGACGUCGGCCGUGGAAAGCUCAGAAGAAACAUAG